This is a messenger RNA of Chara braunii, 3571 nucleotides long. NCBI's taxonomy places the organism in Eukaryota, Viridiplantae, Streptophyta, Charophyceae, Charales, Characeae. The record is from the annotation of a GenBank genome assembly.
GCGAUGAUCUCCCUAUGGAUAUCUUGUUAGGUAUGUACUACCUCUCCGUGGCACAACCCCAGUUUGACUGGGACCGAAAAGUGGUCAAACACACUUUGUUAGGUGGAGGGACCGCCAGAUUACGUAAGUUGAAAGCUAGUAGUCUGAUUGAGUCCCACGAACGCAUGUGUGCGGCCGCGUUCUAUAACUAUUAUAAGCAAAAUCCGAAGGAGGGUAUGUAUCUAGUCUAUGUCUCUGCAACAGGUGAGCCGGUGAAAAUGCCACCGAAGAUAGAGGGAGUAGUUGCCAAGUACCCUGAUCUAUUUGAAGAGCGUACAGGGGUUGUUGAGAGGGAGGUCGUCCAUGCGAUAGAGAUUAUCCCAGGGUCUAGUAUCCGAAAAGGUAGGAUCUAUCGGAUGUCUCCAGGCGAGCUUGAUGAGCUUCGUCGACAACUCAAGGAACUCGUAGAGAAGGGUUGGAUCCGGCCGAGCGUUUCUCCUUAUGGAUCGCCAGUCCUAUUCGUACCGAAGAAGGAAGGAACACUUAGGAUGUGCAUUGACUAUAGGGGCCUCAAUGCCAUCAUUGCCAAGAACAGAGAGCCCCUACCGCGCAUCGAUGAUUUGCUAGAUAGAGUGCAAGGGUGUCGGUACUUCAGUAAGAUAGAUCUGAAGUCCGGGUACCAUCAGAUUGCAAUCCGGCCCGAGGAUCAACACAAAACUGCAUUUCAGACCAGGUACGGUCUGUACGAGUUUGUGGUGAUGCCUUUCGGCCUUUGCAAUGCUCCUGACACCUUUCAGCACGCUAUGAAUCGGAUAUUUCAUGACUACUUGGAUAAGUUUGUCAUCGUGUACCUCGAUGACAUACUUAUUUUUAGUAAGACUGUCGAGGAGCACGUUGCACACUUGGACGAAGUCCUUAGUCUUCUUCGACAGCACAAGUUCAAGAUCAACGGUGAGAAGUGCGAGUUUGGCCGCACUCGUGUCUUGUACUUGGGUUAUGAGAUUUCCGCGAAGGGAUUGAAGCCUAAUGACGCGAAGUGGAUGAGAACCCAGCCUGUGCUCUCCGCCGCUCUGAAGCAUUGGAUUGAAGUCAUAGAGCAGUAUGACUUCGAGCCCCAGUACAUCAAGGGCGAGUACAAGGUUGCUGAUGAGCUGUCGCGUAGACCAGAUUUCUCUGGUGCGCUGAUCACUGAGUUUGGGCUUGCGGACGAUGUUACUCACUCUAUGGUGGAAGCCUAUCGCGAGGACUGGUUUAUGUAUGAGAUCAUACGUAGACUCGAGGCGAAGGACAAAGCGACUUCUGUCGAGUUUGAGUUGGUCAACGGAUUGCUGUUCCUUGAGGAGGCAGGGAAUAAACGUCUGUGUGUGCAAGAUAGGGAGUCUUUGCGUAGUUUAUUUUUAGGCCAACUGGCCAAUGAGUCCAUUGCCGAGUACCGACAGCGAUUCCAAGCUCAGCUCGCACUGAUCGAGGCCGAGGAACAGUGCCAGGCAGCGGCCGAGGCUGCCCACCUACAGGCUGAAGCGGAAGCAGCAACUGAAAAGCAGCGGCUUCAGGCUGCAGCUGACGCAGAUGCCCAGGUCCGCCGCAAGGAGGCCCAGGAUCUGCUGCAGCGGCACGAAGCCGCCAGCGUCGAGAGGCUCAAGUUCUGGCAUUUUGAACCAUCCAAGGGCCAUGACGCCGCGACACCGGAAGAACAGCACAAGGAGUUUCUCUCUAAACUCGUGACCCGAUUGGUUUACACUUGUAACCACCUGCAGUUCGAGCUGGCGAAUCUCCGACGGGCAGUGCGGAACCAUAAGGAUCUGCACGAGGAUGCUACAUGGGCACUUCAUUCCCAUGUGCAGGACUUGGAGCAAGCAACACGAGGAUCAGAUGCUGACGAACCCAGCAAUGCAGCCUCAACCCGCUACACCGUCGCCGCACCAGCCACCAUCAACGAGCAGCUCGACACCUUGAAGACUGAGGUUCGGCAACUACACCAGCCGCCCGACAGCGAUGGCAGCACUAGUGCAUCGAGGCCGUACAAGAUGCCGGCCUUCCGGAUCGAGAAGUUUGAUGACUAUACGCAUCAGGACCCAGUCGUCUUGUGGCAAGGCUUUACAACGGAGAUUGGGAUUCAUAAGGUCUCCAAUCACUUGUACAUCUCGACGUUGUUCCUCAACGCAAAGGGCAGAUGCCAGAUCUGGCUCAACCACAUGGCAACCAUCCACGACGUCCAGGCCUCCGACCUGCACAAGAAGAUCUCCUUGGACAAUACGAUGAAGGAAUGGAAGAAGCAGUUCAUUGUGGACGAGGCCCCGACGCUCGCCAUCAACCGCCUCUUUGCCACGACUCAAGGCAACACACCGACACACGGUUGGCUCACCGAAUGGCAAAAGAUCCAAGAGUUCGAGUACUUGGGCCAUUUUGUGGAGCCGCAAGGCAUCCGUCCGCUCGAGGACAAGAUCGAGGCCAUCCGAGUAUGGCCCGAGCCCACCAACACCACGGAAGUUCGCUCGUUCAUGGGGUUGGCGGGCCACUACCAACGCUUCAUCACCGGGUACUCAAGGAUCGCCGCACCAUUGACGAGACUACAAUUGCCAAAGGUGCCAUUCGUAUUCAGCGACGAAGCUCACUGGUCAUUCCAAGCACUCAAGACGGCCAUGCUCAUGACACCCGUCCUUAGCAUCGACGACCUCACCUUGCCAACGAGAGUGACGACUGACGCUUCCGGCUAUGGCAUUGGGGCAGUCUUGGAACAACACGAUGGCGACGACUGGCACCCCAUGGAGUAUUUCAGCCACAAGGUGCCUCCCAUCAAUUCACUUGAUGAUGCAAGGAAGAAGGAGCUGCUUGCGUUCGUGAUGGCUCUCAAGCGAUGGUGGUACCUCCUCCUUGGGCGUCGUAGGUUCACAUGGGUCACUGAUAACAACCCGUUGACCUACUACAAGAUGCAAGAUACGGUGAGCAUCACUAUCGGACGAUGGAUGUACUUCAUCGACCAAUAUGACUUCAAACCGAAACAUCUCGCCGGCCUCUCCAGUCGCGCAGCAGAUGCACUCUCGCGAAGACCCGAUCUUUGUGCUAUGACACAUCAUGCCUUCGUGUUGGACGAGGAAUUCCAGCGGCACUUCAUCUGGGGCUAUGAGUCUGAUCCGGAUUACGCCACACUCUAUGCGCAGUUAUCUUCGGAUCACCCGCCGGCCAGCCAUUAUCGCAUCGUCGACGGGUACUUGCUUCUCCACUCACGAGGCAAGGACUUAUUCUGUGUCCCACGACACCGUCGUCUUCGGACUCGCCUUCUCGACGAGUACCACGACUCGCGACUCUCCGGCUAUUUUGGAGUCAAUCGGACUAUCGCACGACUUCGGCAACGAUUCUGGUGGCCCGACCUCAUUACCGAUGUCACUCGGUAUUGCGACACUUGCAAAGUUUGUUGAUGAAGCAAGCCCCGCAACCGCAAUCCCUACGGCAAGUUGCGCCUGUUGACUAUUCCACGGGAACCCGGCCUCUCCAUCGCCAUGGACGUCACCAGCCUGUUUCCCCGCGACCGCUUCGAGCACGACGGCAUCCUCACGGUCGUUGACCGAUUGAGUAAAUACGCGCGACGAUU